Parnassius apollo (apollo) is the source of this 435-nucleotide messenger RNA. The record is from the annotation of a GenBank genome assembly. NCBI's taxonomy places the organism in Eukaryota, Metazoa, Arthropoda, Insecta, Lepidoptera, Papilionidae.
AUGACUCUGCUCUUUAGGUACCUUCCUGAAUUAAUACAAUUGGGCUAUUACCCAGUACGAAAGAGGCGGGGCUCUGAAAAGGACGAACCACUUUUAGAUUACUUUUAUCAUCUUUUUAUAAAAAAAAUGGACGAACAGCAGCAAAGACGCAUAUUGAGCUGGUUAGAAGAAGAUGCCGAUGACAUCCUCGACAGUGAUGAUGAUGGUUUACUGAUAAACAUCGCAGAAAGUGGAGAGGCGGCAAGUGCUGACAAAGAAGCUGCAUCUCUUUAUCCAGGAAUACUUAUGAAAAUGAUUGAAGAUGGUGGCUACUCUAGCCAAACCAUUUUCAAAGUAGACGAAACCGGUCUUUUUUGGAUGAAAAUGCCUAAAGAACUUUUCUUGCGCGUGAAGAGAAAAACUUUCCAGGUCUUAAAGUCGCCAAAUAGCGAUUGA